AUGUUGGCCCGGCCAACCACCUCGCACACCCGUGCGCCCCGUCGGGCCGUCAUCCGCGCCGCGGGCGGCAAGGACAAGACCGAGGCCAUCACCGGCGUCGUGUUCCAGCCCUUUGAGGAGGUCGCCCCUGUGCUGAAGGACACCAGCAAGUCUGGAGCCCUUAAUGACCCCCGCCCCGAGCACAGCUUUGCUCGCUACUCCACCUGGACCGAGACCGUGGAGGCCGCGGUCAACGAGCAGAUCAACGUGGAGUACAACAUCAGCUACGUGUACCACGCCAUCAGCACCUACUUUGACCGCGACAACGUGUCCCUGCACGGCAUCGCCGAGUACUUCCGCAACGAGUCAGAGGAGGAGAAGUCCCACGCCCAGUACCUGAUUGACCUGCAGAACACGCGGGGCGGUCGCGUGAAGUUCAACGCCCUGGUCCCGCCCGAGGCCAACUAUGACCACCCGGAGAAGGGUGACGCGCUGUACGCCUUUGAGCUGGCGCUGGCCCUGGAGAAGCUCAACUACUCCAAGCUGCUGGGGCUGUGGGAGGUGGCGGACAAGAACUCCGACGCGCAGACCACCCAGUUCAUUGAGGACAUGCUGCACGAGCAGGUGAAGGACAUCAAGCAGGUGUCCGACUAUGUCGCGCAGCUGCGGCGCAUCGGCAAGGGCCACGCCGUCUGGCACUGGGACCGCGCCCUGGCUGAGGGCAAGGUGGAUCACCGCGCCGUCGAGUCCCCCAAGGCCUGA
Molecule: messenger RNA, 741 nt
Organism: Auxenochlorella protothecoides
Lineage: Eukaryota; Viridiplantae; Chlorophyta; Trebouxiophyceae; Chlorellales; Chlorellaceae
Product: Ferritin-2, chloroplastic
Exons: 3
Coding region: 1-741 (246 amino acids)
Biological process (GO): intracellular iron ion homeostasis; iron ion transport
Cellular component (GO): cytoplasm
Molecular function (GO): ferrous iron binding; ferric iron binding
Source: RefSeq, a predicted model, not a curated record